UUAGUUUUUGGAUAUCCGGCGAAGGAAACAAACAAACAAAGUCAACAGUGAAAUUGAGAUUUGAGAGAGAAAGAAAAACAGAGAGAUGGAGUCGCCUUACAAAUCAGAUAUACUGAAAGGGAAGGUUGCUCUUUUGACCGGAGGUGGUUCAGGAAUUGGGUUUGAGAUCUCCAAGCAAUUCGGAUUGCAUGGAGCUUCCAUCGCCAUUAUGGGCCGCCGUCAACAAGUCAUCGACUCCGCCGUCUCCGAUCUCCACUCUCUUGGAAUUCAGGCAGAUGGGUUUGCGGGCGACGUUCGCAAACAAGAAGAUGCAAAAAGAGUCGUUGAAUCAACAUUUAAAAGAUUCGGCAAAAUCGACAUUCUUGUAAAUGCUGCAGCAGGAAAUUUCCUAGUAUCAGCUGAUGAUCUAUCUCCAAACGGGUUCAAAACAGUUAUGGAUAUUGAUUCAGUUGGCACGUUCACAAUGUGUCGUGAAUCAUUAGAAUACAUUAAGAAAGGUGGAAAAGGAAAAAGCUCAUCUGAUGGUGGUGGAAUAAUAUUGAACAUUAGUGUUACUAUGCAUUACACAGCUUAUUGGUAUCAAAUCCAUGUUUCUGCAGCCAAAGCUGCUGUUGAUGCCAUAACCAGAAACUUGGCACUUGAAUGGGGCACCGAGUAUGAUAUAAGAGUGAAUGGAAUCGCGCCUGGCCCGAUUGGCGAUACCCCGGGAAUGAGUAAGCUCUUGCCAAAGGAGAUCAGGGACAGCCAAUAUAUUGAGUCUAAUAAAAUUGGGGAGAAAUGGGAUAUUGCCAUGGCUGCAAUUUAUCUUGUUUCAGAUGCAGGUAAAUAUGUCAAUGGCUCGACGCUUGUGGUUGAUGGAGGACAUUGGUUUGACAAACCUCGUUAUCUGCCUAAAGAUGCAGUGAAGCAGUUAUCACGGGUUGUGGAGAAGAGAUCGAGACAAGAGCCUUCAGGACUAGCACCACCGAAAAGUAAACUUUGAUUUUUAAGCCUGUAAUUCAGAUGGACUAACUUGAUUUUGUGUUAUAAGAUGCUUGAUUUUUGCAAUUGUAUUGUACUGGAUUUUGACAUCUAUUUUUGAAUUAGUCGAAUCCC
Molecule: messenger RNA, 1095 nt
Organism: Impatiens glandulifera
Lineage: Eukaryota; Viridiplantae; Streptophyta; Magnoliopsida; Ericales; Balsaminaceae
Product: peroxisomal 2,4-dienoyl-CoA reductase [(3E)-enoyl-CoA-producing]-like
Exons: 2
Coding region: 86-982 (298 amino acids)
Biological process (GO): fatty acid catabolic process
Molecular function (GO): 2,4-dienoyl-CoA reductase (NADPH) activity
Source: RefSeq, a predicted model, not a curated record